Cydia pomonella (codling moth) is the source of this 1756-nucleotide messenger RNA. It is a transcript of the gene Ahsa1, whose product is annotated as activator of 90 kDa heat shock protein ATPase homolog 1. NCBI's taxonomy places the organism in Eukaryota, Metazoa, Arthropoda, Insecta, Lepidoptera, Tortricidae. Gene Ontology annotation, cellular component: cytosol. The transcript is spliced from 4 exons. Bases 280 to 1302 code for a protein of 340 amino acids. The record is from RefSeq and is a predicted model, not a curated record. Gene Ontology annotation, molecular function: ATPase activator activity; protein-folding chaperone binding. Gene Ontology annotation, biological process: positive regulation of ATP-dependent activity; protein folding.
UGUCAGCAGUUUAUAAGCCGCAUGAAAGGACGACGUUUCUCGAAUUGUCAUGCUUAUGAAUUUACGAUUUCUAUCGCUGCUAGGAAACGCACUAGUCGAAUUAAAAUUGUAAAUUUUGACUGUGAUCUCUCGAGUUUGACCUUGUGGUGAACGCGCGUGGUGUUUUAGCUUCGAAUAAAGCUUUAGAAGUAUCAGCUGCGGUUACCUGACGUUUAUUAGGACAGGGACGUUUAGUGGUCAGUAGAACGUGUGAAUAAAAUACCUUGUUAGAGUGUCAUCAUGGCUAAAUGGGGCGAAGGAGACCCUCGGUGGAUCGUGGAGGAGCGGCCUGAUGCCACAAACGUGAACAACUGGCACUGGACGGAAAAGAAUGCCGGUCCAUGGUCGAAGGAACGCCUAAAAGAGUUGCUGAACAAUUUAAAAAUAGCCCAAAAUGGUGUAGAUUGUAAGAUUACUGAGAUGGAGAAGAUUGAUGGAGAGGCGUCGGCGAAUAAUAGAAAAGGAAAGCUGAUAUUCUUUUACGAGUGGGACAUUAAGUUGAAGUGGGAAGGCCGCAUUUCAGGAGGCAGUGAGGUCACCAAGGGGGAAGUGCAUAUUCCCAACCUGUCAGAGGAAAACGACGUUAGCGAGGUUGAUAUGACAGUCACAAUAAAAGGCAGUGGCGAGGAAGCCCAACGAGUAAAAGCAUUUAUGCACAAUGUUGGCAAGAAAGAAAUCCGGAAACAGCUCGAAGAGUACAUUCGGAGCCUCAAAGAGGAGUUCUCAAAAGGCCUCAUCCUCCCCAAGAAAGGAGAAUCCUCUGUCAAGCCUGACAAUGUCUCAACAAUAACCAGCGGUUUUAACAAAAAAAUCAACAUGGAACCUAUAAUCGCGCCCAAGAAAGAAAUUGGUUGCAAAUUAGACACAAAAAGUCUAGAACUUUCAGAGAAAUUCCAAUGCAGAGGACAAGAGUUUUAUGAUGCUUUGACUAGAAUAGAAAUGGUGACAGCUUUCACGCAGGGCCAUGUGAAAAUGGAAGCAGAGAAGGGUGGGAAGUUUGCCCUGUUUGGUGGAAAUAUUACUGGGGAAUUCAGGGAGUUGGUGCCGGGGAAAAAGAUCACCCAGUAUUGGAGAUACAAGCAGUGGCCUGAUCAACACUUUUCAGAGGUUACCAUCAACAUUGAUGAGAAGGAUGACCACACACUCGUAACAGUAAAACAAGAUCUAGUGCCGGCGGCCGAGGUGGAGCAGACGCGCGACAACUGGAAGAGAUACUACUUCGAGAGCAUCAAGCGCGCUUUCGGCUUCGGCGCCUUCCUGUGAUCACAAGGAAGCAUAUUAGGAAAAUUAGGUCCAAUUUUAAUAAGGGAGUUCAGUUGAUGAAUGCAGAGCAUUAUCAAAACGCUUAGUUCGCGUAAAAUCGACAUUUCAAGCAUAAUAAUUAUUAUACAUACAUGUACACAAGCUAUCAUUUUAAUUGAUUUUCAAAAUGUUCAACAUAGAACUAAAUUAAAUUAGUAUAAUUAGUUAAACAGUUAAUUGGUUACCUGUAUAAUUGUGUAAUUCAUAAAGAAAAGGGUACUUGAGUGGCCUAUCGCUAAGGAGCUUUUUCUUGAAUUUCACAGGCAUUUAUCUAUUUCGUCAUCAGCCCUUAUUUUCUAACAUAUGAUGUAAUAACUGUGAUUUUUGACUUAAUUUUCUGAGAAAAUCUGUUCUACUAACCAUAAAUAAGUGACCGAAAUGAUAUCAGGAACGAAAAAAAUAUAGCCUCAUUUUA